Momordica charantia (bitter melon) is the source of this 1503-nucleotide messenger RNA. RefSeq lists its product as uncharacterized. Lineage: Eukaryota; Viridiplantae; Streptophyta; Magnoliopsida; Cucurbitales; Cucurbitaceae. The record is from RefSeq and is a predicted model, not a curated record.
GACCGUUCGAUCAGUUGUGAUCUACAGUUUCCAGUUCCACUACGAAACUCCAUUUCUGAUUCCACUUCCAACCUUCAUUUCUCUCUCUACAAUCGCUUCCCCUUCUAGUUUUUCGAGCCAUAAUCUAAGCUAAAGCUUUCGUGUUCCGCUUUUCAAUCGCCGUCUUCAUCUUCAACCUCCGCCAAAUCCUUUUCCAGAUUGCUUUAACGAGGAUGGAUUUUGCACGAUGUUCCGAUGAAUCUAAGGAAUCCGAACAUCCGUCUAGCAAAUGUUGCAGUAAAGUGGAAGCUCAGCCGGAGGUUGUUGAGCUACGGGGUCCAGGUGCCGCCAUGGCUGCUCCUCUUGGGCCUGCGACGCCUGAUGCUGACCGAGAGAGCGGUGAUUUUCCUUCUGAUUCGAAGUCCCCACACACCCAGGUUGUGCCCAACAGAUCCCUUCAGUUAACUUGUUUAGAUUCUUUAGGUGAAAGGAGCGAGGCCCCUUUAGAAGAGGGUCUUGAAUCUUCUGAUCCCCUCUGCAGCCCCCGUACUCCUAAGGAUGGCGUUUUUGACCCCUUUUCCCCUGGCCCUGCUCAUUUGGCGUUAGCUCCUCUGUCUAGAAAGUAUUUCAGUGGCUCUGUUGGAUUCGUUGCCCGCCGCCUUCAGUUUGGUUCUUCUUCUUCCUCUUCUUCAAUGCAACUGGAGGAAGAAGCUGAAGAACAGUCCAUUUCUGAUAGCGAGCUGUUAGAGGCAGUUUAUGAAAACCUCUUGGAAGUUAUUGUCUCCAAUCAGGCUGAGGCCUCUCUUGCUCAGCUCUCGAGCUCUCAAAGUGAUUCUUCCAAUUGUAUCACCCCGCCUGCACAGUAUUUGAGUGGGAUUGCUCAGACUUGCCCCCCUGCACCCAUCAAGCCAUUGGGAAAGUUUCGAGACUUCGACUUGGGUUUGUGCAGAAAGCUUGAGUUCUGACUGUGGGGGUGCACUCCUGGUUAGCUGCGGAUCAUUGCAUAGAAGGAUGUAGGUAACUUACUUUCGAGACAAAUUAAUAGCUAAUUUGCACAUCUGACGUUUCUGUACUAGAUUCUAUAACUAGCAAAAUCUCUGCCGAAGCAGGCUGAUUAUUGUAAAUUUUGGAAGUCCUCUUUUGAUGAACAAGUUCUUUGGGUUGGACGUAGUCCUGUGAUCUCUCCGGUUCAGUUAAGAAUAGGAUUGUUAAAAAUUAGAUUGACCAAUAAGCCAGUCCUUUUGUUACCCCGAUCAGCAAGUUGUUAAUAUGAUGUCUCUGUUGUUCUUUAGUUGGUAUUACUUGAUCUUUUAGCCAGGAUGCCCUUGUAGAAAUGCUUAAUGAAGAGUUAUUGAUUAGUGCUGUGACGAUUGUCAUUUGGCUUGAGAACUUGUUAGACUCUUACUUAUGUUCUGUAAGGAUUGUACUGUUUCUCAUCGACCUAUUACGUUGUGCCAUGUUGGUUAUGGGGAAAAUAUAUUAAAUGAUUAAAUUCAUACUUUGCUAAGAACUUGAGAUUGAGCA